UUACGACAAGUCCCGUUAUGUAGGCUAUGUACUUUCUUUUUAUUUACACUUUGGAUCGGCUAGCAGAGAACUGAUCUCACCGUUCGUUCUCACAAAACCACUUCCUCCUGGACUACCAUUAGCGGCACUGGACAAGUGGAUUGGCCUCUUCCACACAUACAAACACGGUACGAUUAUAUACCAAGUGCUCGCAGUUCUUUUUUUUUUGCACAAGAUGGGUUCUUUCGUCAGUAGAUCUCCUCCUGCCAAUAUGAGUGGACCUGUAGCCGAAUUCGUGAAGAGCGCCAUCGCCAAAGACAAGGUGGUCAUUUUUUCCAAGACCUAUUGUCCGUACUGCACAAUGGCCAAAGAGCCUUUCAAGAAGCUCAAUCAACCAGUUGCCUGCUAUGAACUGGAUCAAAGGAAUGAUGGCGAUGAAAUCCAGGUGGUACUCGGAAAUUUAACAGGUGCCAGAACGGUACCAAGAGUAUUCAUAAACGGGAAUUUUGUCGGCGGGGGAACCGACAUUAAAAAGAUGUACUCCGAUGGACGGUUAGAAAAACUGUUAUUAUAGGGUGAUCCAACAAGUUGUUCGUUGAGUGAUUGAAUGUCUCUAUAUAUUUUCGACGGUUAUAUUACAACAAUGGCACGAAUGUUUAGAAACACGAAAUAAAAGCUUAAGACUAUCAUUA
Aedes aegypti (yellow fever mosquito) is the source of this 671-nucleotide messenger RNA. Its product is annotated as glutaredoxin-C4. The transcript has 3 exons. NCBI's taxonomy places the organism in Eukaryota, Metazoa, Arthropoda, Insecta, Diptera, Culicidae. Gene Ontology annotation, biological process: cellular response to oxidative stress. Gene Ontology annotation, molecular function: glutathione disulfide oxidoreductase activity. The record is from RefSeq and is a predicted model, not a curated record. Bases 215 to 553 code for a protein of 112 amino acids. Gene Ontology annotation, cellular component: cytoplasm.